This is a messenger RNA of Vicia villosa (hairy vetch), 462 nucleotides long. RefSeq names its product V-type proton ATPase catalytic subunit A-like. Gene Ontology annotation, cellular component: plant-type vacuole. The coding region runs from base 1 to 435 and encodes 144 amino acids. The record is from RefSeq and is a predicted model, not a curated record. Gene Ontology annotation, biological process: proton transmembrane transport; ATP metabolic process. Gene Ontology annotation, molecular function: proton-transporting ATPase activity, rotational mechanism. NCBI's taxonomy places the organism in Eukaryota, Viridiplantae, Streptophyta, Magnoliopsida, Fabales, Fabaceae. The transcript is spliced from 4 exons.
AUGGUAAGAAGUGUUAUUAUACUUGAAAGCUGUCUUUGCGAUGCGUAUACACCAGCAGGUGAGCCUAUCCCUACAAAUAAGAGACACAAAGCUGCUGAAAUCUUCAGUAACCCAAAGGUUGAUGGCGAAAUUCCAUGGUACGUCACACAAAACAUGUCCAACUGUUGGUUGUAUGCAAUUUCAGUGUACGAGGAAACUGCUGGGUUGAUGGUUAAUGACCCGGUGUUACGUACACACAAGCCAUUGUCUGUGGAGUUGGGACCUGGAAUAUUGGGAAAUAUUUUUGAUGGAAUUCAGAGGCCUUUGAAAACCAUUGCAAGAAUAUCUGCUGAUGUCUAUAUUCCCCGUGGUGUUUCUGUUCCCGCUCUUGACAAAGAUACACUUUGGGAAUUUCAGCCUAAGAAAAUUGGUACAUAUUGUUCCAUUUUAUGGUGAAGUUUUAUGCAGAAAACAAAUAUUACU